GCUCCCCGCCCGCCGCCCCCCGUCCUCGGUCGGUUCUCUCGUUAGUCCGCCGCCUCCUUAGCCGCCCACCCUCGUCUCCGAGCUUGGGACACGCGGACCGGCGUCGUCGGCGCAGAGAGGCCGGAGUCGGAGCGUCUUCCGAGUGCCUUUCAUCCGAGAAGUUCAAGGCACUUUGUAGAACUUCUGCCACAGGCCGCGCGUGGGUCUUGCAGCACAUUUGUAAGCAAUGGCUGCCAUCCGGAAGAAAUUGGUGAUUGUUGGUGAUGGAGCCUGUGGCAAGACUUGCUUGCUCAUCGUUUUUAGCAAGGACCAGUUCCCAGAGGUGUAUGUGCCUACGGUGUUUGAGAACUAUGUGGCAGACAUUGAAGUGGAUGGAAAGCAGGUGAGUCCACUUUCCAUAACAAUGGCACGCUGCUCCAUCUCCAAGGGCCCUUGA
Messenger RNA from Myotis davidii, 436 nucleotides. Its product is annotated as ras-like GTP-binding protein O-RHO. NCBI's taxonomy places the organism in Eukaryota, Metazoa, Chordata, Mammalia, Chiroptera, Vespertilionidae. The record is from RefSeq and is a predicted model, not a curated record. The coding region runs from base 227 to 436 and encodes 69 amino acids. The transcript is spliced from 2 exons. Gene Ontology annotation, molecular function: GTPase activity; GTP binding. Gene Ontology annotation, biological process: cell migration; small GTPase-mediated signal transduction.